AUGCUGCAGCGGCUGCGCCAUGCCGUGGGCUGGGGGCUGCCGGCGCCCCCGCCCGGCACUCGAGUGGACUUCCAGGUGUGCGCGCCGCUGGGCCACGGCCAGACGUUGUGGCUCGUGGGCGACCUGCCGGCCCUGGGCGGCUCCGUGGACGUGGUGCCCAACACGGGCGGCGCCGGCGCCGAGGCCGGCCUGCAGCUCGUGACCACGCCCGACCUGUACCCGAUCUGGUACAACCUGGAGCCGGUGCUGGCGCCCGCGGGCUCCGUGGUGCGCUACCGCUACGCCGUGUGCUCGGGCAGCCGCUUCCUGCGCUACGAAGGCUCGGCCGAGUCGGGCCCCGUCACCAGAGAGCUCUCGGUGGGCGUGGGCUACGUGCAGACGCAGGACACGAUGGACGCGCGGCCGCGCCGCCGCUCCUCGCUCUGCAGCGAGGACGACACCACAGGCACGGCCACUAUCGUGACGGGCAGCACAGACGCAGCAGCGGCCGCGGCCGACCAGGCCGACAACGCCAGCGACGACGAGGAUGUCCCGGCCCCCGCGUUCUGGGGCGUGAUCCCGCGUCUGAGCUCGGGCCAGGCCUUUGUGGACCGCAGGGCCAAUGGAACUGAGGACGGAGCAGGCACGCUGCAUCGCAGCAACAGUCGGCGGCCACCGGGAUCGGGCCGCUUGUUGACGGAUGACAUGCCGACUUUGAAUCCGCCCCCGAGUUCUCCGCGACAGACAGCGACGAAUGUGACGAUGGAAGCAACCGACGGCGUUAUUAUCGCCGUCCACAGACUGCCGGUGCUUGUGCACAGGACCCCGGAAGGCCACUACCAUAUUGAAUGGGAGGACGACAACCUGAUUUGCCCGUCCGGACUGCUGAAGGACUCGUAUCGCGAGGCCAACUGGGACAGGGUAAGUUCGAUGCGGCUAACGUGGGUCGGAACCGUGCACUGCGCGGAGCCUAUUCCCAAGGAAGACGAGGAGCGCCUGGCCAAGCAGCUUGAGGAUUUCCACUGCGUCCCUGUGUUCCUGUCUGAACCGCUGGGCUCGACGUUCCACAACUUCUGCUACGGCACGCUCUGGCCUGUGUUCCACAAUAUUGUGGAUGUUUACGGUGCGUUGCCCACGCGCUGGUGGAAUCCUGGCCAGCAGCGCAACGCCUGGGCCAGCUACAAGACGGUGAACCGAAUUUUCGUGAACAAGGUGAUCGAGGUGUACAACGAGGGCGAUCUGGUGUGGGUUCACGGACUACACCUGCUCGUCGCGCCGAGUUUCCUGACGCGCCGGCUGCCCUGUGUUAACGUGGGUAUUUUCUUGCAUACUCCGUUCCCGAGUUCGGAGAUUUUCCGGACACUGUCGAUGCGUGCGGACUUGCUGCGUGGUGUAUUGGCUGCGGAUCACAUUGGUUUCCAUCUGUACGAGCAUGCGCGUCACUUCCUGACGAGCUGUCGCCGCAUCCUCGGACUCAAGUAUAGCGCGCAGCCGGGUGGUUACAUUGGCGUCGAGUACAAUGGCCGCAUGGUCAUGCUGACCAUAAGCCAUAUUGGUAUUGAGCCAUCAUUUAUGGAUCGAAUUAACGCUAGUGCCCAGGUGGAGCAGGAUGCGGCAGUGCUUGCAGCAAAGUACAAGAGCAGCGAGCGCAAGGUGUUUGUGAGUGUUGACCGCGUGGAGCGACUGAAGGGUAUUCUGCUGAAGCUUGGUGCUAUCGAGUUCUUUUUGGCCCAGCAUCCGCAGUACGUGGAUAAGGUGCAGUUUGUACAGAUCGGUAUCUGGGAUACCUCCAAUCCGACACCGGAGAAGGACAGCGUUCGGGCGGAGAUCUUGGCACAUAUGAAGCGGAUUAAUGAUCGUUUCUGUGGGAGCCGCAAUGAACCGAUCUUUGCGUAUUCGGACGUGGAAAACACGGACAUGGCCUCUAGACUACCGCUUUGGCGUGUGGGCCAUGUGCUCCUCACUACGUGUGUACGCGAUGCUGUCAACCUCUACCCAUUCGAGUUUAUUUACGCGCACGAGCUGGCCCAGUCGCCCGGCGUUGUGAUCGUGUCAGAGUUUUCGGGAAGCAGCCGCGUGCUCACGGGCAGCGUUGCUGUUAACCCCUGGAAACGCGAGGAGAUUCUCCAGGCUAUGGAACUCGCGUUGACUAUGUCGGACGAGGAACGGAUUGCGCGUCACAGGAAAGAUCUGGAAUACAUCACGACGAAUUCUCGCACGAAGUGGGCGGAGCGUAUUCUCGUGGACCUAAAGCGGACAAAGAAGCAAACCGCGGAGGGCGAGUACAUGGGCUACGGUCUUGGUUUGGGCUUCCGUAUGUUGGAGUUCAACGCCGGUUUUAAGAUGCUGGAAACUGACGUCGUGGCGAAGGCUUACCGCGAGACUUUCCGUCGCGUUAUCUUCUUCGACUAUGGCAACACGCUUACGCUCGAGGAAUCCGCUGGAACGCACAAUUUCUCGAAGUAUAUCACUGGCAACGAGCAGAACGCAUUUGUGUCCAAGACAGAAACCCCGAAGGCAUCGUCGGAUCUUCUCGCGUCCUUGACUCUAUUGUGUGCGGACCCGCGCAACACAGUAUUUGUACUAAGCGGAAAGGAGCGUGCGGAUCUGGAGAAGACUCUGGGCUCAGUGCGUGGCUUGGGGCUGGCUGCUGAGCACGGUUACCUGUAUAAAUGGGGCACUGGCACAAACACUAACACUGGCAGUGCCGCGGCACCGCCGUCAAGUAGCAGCAGCUCUAACAGUUUGGUGAGUGACGUGGAGGAAGGUGUGUGGUUGUGCACGAAGGACAACUUUGACGACUCGUGGAAGGAUGUGACGCACGCCGUCAUGGAUAUUUAUACGCAGCGCACGCACGGCACGUACAUCGAACUGAAGGGCAGUGCAUUACUGUGGCAGUACCGUGAUGCUGACCCGGAGUUCGGCCAGCUGCAGGCGAAGGAGUUGCACGACCAGCUCUUGCAAGUGUUGGAGCAUUUCCAGGUGGAGGUUGUGACUGGCACGGACUACCUUGAAGUGCGUCCGGAGGGAGUUGACAAGGGUGUGAUUGUGGACCGCGUAAUGUCCACGAUCGAGUCUACGAGUGGCCAGUAUGUCGACUUCAUCUUGUGUAUGGGCGAUGACCUGUCGGACGAGUUCAUGUUCCAGUACUUGGAGGAUGCUCGCAGCCGUCCAAACAUGUUCACGGUGACGGUGGGCAAGAAGCCCAGCGCAGCAAAAUACUUCGUCAACGAUGUGGAUCAGGUGAUGGAGAUUGUGCACGCGAUGACCAAGGUUUCGACCGCUGCUAAGCGCAACUUCUCCAUGAACGAUUUGCGGCUAUUCGAUCGCAAUGUUACGAGCAGUGGCGGACUUCUGUCGUUCCAGAGACAAGAGGCUGGAUUCAACCGGCCGUCGGGUAACCUGGGCUACAUGAGCGACGGCAGCUUCGAAGGAAUGAAGUCGUCCCCUUUCGAGAGUUUGGCAGAGGGCGACGAGUCUACAACAGAGGAGACGCCACAGUCCAGCACAACAAACUCGUUGGCAGGUCGUGGCAUUGCCGGUAGGGGGCUGGGCGGCAUGGGAGGCGGCUUAGGUGUGCGCAACUCGAUGUCCAUGAGCUCGUUGUCCACGGCGGGGAUGCCCUCGCUGCAUCCGACGUCGUCCACCUACGAGCAGUAUCUCAGCAACGUUGACGAGACUGCGGAGGAAGAGGAAGGCGGCAUUUUCUUCUAA
Phytophthora sojae is the source of this 3693-nucleotide messenger RNA. RefSeq lists its product as hypothetical. Gene Ontology annotation, biological process: trehalose biosynthetic process. Gene Ontology annotation, cellular component: cytosol. Gene Ontology annotation, molecular function: starch binding; catalytic activity. Bases 1 to 3693 code for a protein of 1230 amino acids. The transcript has 3 exons. NCBI's taxonomy places the organism in Eukaryota, Oomycota, Peronosporomycetes, Peronosporales, Peronosporaceae. The record is from RefSeq and is a predicted model, not a curated record.